UAAAACCACAUGAAGACCUUCAUGUCCAUAAUUCGUAUAGCAUUUGAAGAGUUACAUAUGUGUGCUGCAACACACAAUCAGGGCUUCUGCCUGUCUCAUAUGAAAAGCACAACAUGUACUUUAUUGCUUGCUCCGGGAUCAGUGCUCUUUGUGUCUUAGGAUUGUACUUAUUUCCAAAAAGUAUUCUCAUUACUAUCAAGCACAUGUUAAAUUUAAAGUUAAAAUUCAUGUUCACCACCCCCGUUUAAAUAAGGAAAGCUUUUAAAAGUGUGACCUAAAAAGACUGUUGUUCUGUGAUGGCCCCGGACGCGUCCACGUGUUGUUAAAUUACCAGAUUUACAGAAAUAGCCCUCUUGUUGUCCCUGUGAUCCUGAAUAAUUUAUUUGAAAGCAUCGCUCCGUUUUGACAUUUGCUCACACCGUCCCCGGGUAAGCACGGACGGGAGCAUGAAUCCCUCAUCAGAGCUACAGAAAGGUCAAGUGAUAUUGAUCUCGCUAUGCAAACGCGCGCUAUAUUGUCGGAAUCAAACCUCCACGGCCGGGAUCAGGUCGAACAUUUCCGGGCCAGUUCAGGUCUCAUUAUCAGAUUCCGCCUUUUAUGACGCUUUUUUCAAACUGAGAUGAGAAACAGCUUUGGAAUUUGCCGGAAAGGCAAGUUUGACCACGUAUAUAAAAAAAUCUUGGUACAAGAUGUGAGUUCAUCCUUUUAUCUUAGGGCAACAAGCGGUGCGUAAAACGCGCGCUCAGGGGUGGGGACUUCUUUGGAGAGGCUGGACUGGAGAGCGCAACAGCACGACUCUCUUCAUCCACAGGUUGCAUCGUGGCUCUCUGCUGCUCUCGAAGCAUCUCUGCAGUACAGACAUAAGAGAAAAGGCGGUGGGGAUGAACUGUUGGGUCGUUCAGGGACGCAUCUGGAACGGUUCGGACUUGGACUGCACUAAGACGCUUAUAGGCAAAAUGCUCGAUCCACAGCCUCGGCCAGCUCAAUUUGCACCAGCCUGAACAAUUGUGCUCCUCUGCGCAGGACUUUUCUGUCGUUAAAUCAUCUUGCAUAUGCGUUUCUCCCGUGGACUGUGCGUUCUAUCCGAGAGCACCAUGCCACAGGUCCCUCUCUACAGCUGCAUCCCGGUGACAACAGAAACAUAAUGGCAUGUAGGAGCGGCUGCUGCUGCGGCUCCGGUCCAAUAAAUGAGGAUAACGCGAGGUUCCUGCUGCUGGCAUUGUUCAUCAUCAUCUACCUCCUGUGUGGGGCCGCCGUCUUCUCCGCGCUGGAGCAGCCAAUGGAACGAGAGGCGAAGGAGCGCUGGGCGCAGAGGUUCGAGCUCUUUAGCCAAAAGUACAACCUGAGUAAAAACGAUCUGAAUAACUUCCUGAGGAGCUACGAGGAGGCGAACGUGGCGGGGAUCCGCGUGGACACUAUCAGACCUCGAUGGGACUUCACUGGCGCCUUUUACUUCGUGGGAACUGUGGUGUCAACCAUUGGGUUUGGGAUGACGACUCCGGCCACCAUCGGAGGAAAAGUCUUUCUGAUGUUCUACGGCCUCCUCGGCUGUGCAGCAACCAUCCUCUUCUUCAACCUCUUCCUGGAGCGUGUCAUCACCGUCAUCGCUGUCGUCCUCAAGUCCUGUCAUGAACGACGCCACAACAAAGCUGUUCUCCCACAAAAUGGCCGACGAGCGUCUGACGGUAACAGAGCAGGUGUGAACGGGGGAGGAAAAGGAGCAGAUCUGGCCGGCUGGAAACCUUCAGUUUACUGCGUCAUGCUCAUUCUAGGAGUGGCAGCCAUCUUGGUUUCCUGUUGUGCCUCGCUCAUGUAUUCCGCAGCCGAGGGAUGGGGCUACCUGGACUCGCUCUACUUCUGCUUUGUGGCCUUCAGCACCAUCGGUUUCGGCGACAUGGUGAGCAGCCAGCGGGUCGUCUACGAGGGCCACGCCACCACUGCAUAUCGUCUUGGCAACUUCCUCUUCAUCCUGACAGGCGUCUGCUGCAUCUACUCCCUCUUCAACGUCAUCUCCAUCGUCAUCAAGCAGGUCCUCAACUGGCUGCUGAGGCGGUUGGAGGCCCCGUGCCGCUGUUGCUUACCCAGAAGGGGCCACCACCCGCACAGGCACCCCCGACGGAAUGUGGUGGCUCCAGGUCACAUGCGCGCCCGUAGAGACCCUUCCAUUGAGACAGACGCCAUUAACGAAAGCGAGACUGACACCGGACGCAGGAUGUCUGGGGAAAUGAUCUCCAUGAGGGACUUUCUAGCAGCCAAUAAGGUGAAUCUGGCUAUUAUGCAGAAGCAGCUGUCUGAGAUGGCCAUUGGGCACCCGCGCCAGUCGGGCUCCAGUUCACACCAGAACGGAUUCUCAGGAGGGGUGGGCGCCCUUGGCAUCAUGAAUAACCGGUUGGCAGAGACCAGCGUGGACAGAUAGGGGGAACAGUGUGAAUCAUUUUUAAAGGGUACAAAAGGCUGGCAGAAUGAGAUGGUGAGGACAAAUUGACACUGAGAACCACCUUCUAGAAAAAAAAGAAGAUCCGGGUGGUGAACAAGACUGAGUGUAUGAAUACAUCAUUCCCAUCUAUGAACAAGCUGACCCCCUAACAAGAACUGCCGUAGAAUAAACCUCUCUGCCCACUUCCCUGACGCUAACAGGCCUACAUGAAAGAUGCAUGAUAGUCUGCUGGAGCGUCACAUCUGGACCAUGCUCAGUGUGCUGAAAUGUGCUCCCCCGUGAGGAAUUCAGUUUCCAUGGUGAUAAAAAAAAAAAACCUGCCUAGAGCUUUUGUAUCGAAGCCUUAAAGACUCAAUGCACUACAUGCUACUUUACACCUUACUGCUUUAUUCAACUUUGACUCAACCACAGUACUUUACAAUACUCUCUACUGCUGUACUCACGUUCAGACUGUAUCUGUAAGUAAUGAGGAGAACAUAGCUUUAAUAAAAUGCUGUUUCUUGGG
Notolabrus celidotus (New Zealand spotty) is the source of this 2942-nucleotide messenger RNA. RefSeq names its product potassium channel subfamily K member 13-like. Gene Ontology annotation, cellular component: membrane. The record is from RefSeq and is a predicted model, not a curated record. Gene Ontology annotation, biological process: potassium ion transmembrane transport; stabilization of membrane potential. Lineage: Eukaryota; Metazoa; Chordata; Actinopteri; Labriformes; Labridae. Bases 1145 to 2416 code for a protein of 423 amino acids. Gene Ontology annotation, molecular function: potassium ion leak channel activity. The transcript has 3 exons.